Molecule: messenger RNA, 903 nt
Organism: Didymodactylos carnosus
Lineage: Eukaryota; Metazoa; Rotifera; Eurotatoria; Philodinida; Philodinidae
Source: the annotation of a GenBank genome assembly
AUGCAAGCAUCCAGUCAUAUUCAUCUGCCAUUUAAUGUAAAUAUUAUUGAUAUUACGGUAACAGCUAAUGUUUUAUACGGUAUAACAAGUGCAGUUUUAAAUCAAAUUGGAGAUUUUCAAUCAGACUUUGAUCAAGAUAUGCAGGUAUUAACACAAGUUUAUUAUCCAUCUCAUUAUAAUUUUCUUUGGUAUGUAUCACGUACAUUAUUUCUGUUAGAACAAGCACGACAAAACAAACAAUUACAACCAGUAGCAUUCGAUCUUGUUUACAACAAACUAUCUAACACAUUUAGAAGUUACGUUUAUCUGUAUAUACAGAAUCAUAUAAAUAAAGAUAGUGAUAGUCGAUAUUAUUUCGAGGAGUUUCUAGGUACAAAUGAUACAGAUACAUUUGGUAAACGGACACCAACAGGUGAAGAUCGAAUAUUUUCAACAGCACUUGUUGUUAACUGUCUCAUAGCAUCAUUUACAUAUUUUAAUGCAACCACAAAUCAACUACAUUGGGUGCUAGCAUCAUCGUUAACUGAUGUAAAACUAUUAAUAGACAAAUCAGUGCAAUGUGUAAAUGGCAUUCAUUGGUAUCCAGCAAAUAUAUAUCAAUUUUUAAAUGGAACUAAUUUUAAUCCUAAAGACUAUCAUCUACAACUGGAUGAUAUAGCAUCAACAAUUGACAAUGUUAUAUGUGGUGUACAAAGUUUAAUUGAUGAACAAGAAUAUACACAAAUGCUAAAACAGUUACAUUUUAAUGUAUCAACACCAACAACAUUUAAUGGUUAUAAUCAGCCAGAUGCAGUAUUUCCAUUUUGGUUAUCACAACCGUAUACAUAUUCAACAACGUUAUUAGCUUUAUCACAAUAUAAUAAUUUAAUUUCAACUAAUAUAGACCUGGAACAGCUAGUUUGA